This is a messenger RNA of Coregonus sp. 'balchen', 5720 nucleotides long. Lineage: Eukaryota; Metazoa; Chordata; Actinopteri; Salmoniformes; Salmonidae. The record is from the annotation of a GenBank genome assembly.
AUGAAUCAUCUCCUGGAUGAGUUCAAGGGUCUGUAUGAGGAGAGGUUGAGACUCCUGGAUUUUGACACCAGUUUUAAACCAGUUUGACACCAGGAGGACAUUUUACAGGCAAUAUUAAUAGCUAGCUAUCUGCCUGCAUGUGAGUGUGAAGUACAUAGCCUCUGCCAGGAGUUCAGAAUCUUUAUGGCACAAGUGGCUGGUACGGUUGCUGCUGGUUUAAGACUUGUGAACUGUCUCCAACAGUAUCUGGCGUUAUAUCAAUUCACUUAAUAAACUGAGUAUACCAAACUUUAGGAACACCUUCCUUUUUGCCCUCAGAACAGCCUCAAUUUGUCGGGGCAUGGACUUUACAAGGGGUCAAAAGCUCCAAUGCUUCCCACAGUUGUGUCAAGUUGGCUGGAUGUCCUUUAGAUGGUGGACCAUUCUUGAUACACACAGGAAACUGUUGAGCGUAAAAAACUCAGCAGCGCCUGGCACCUACUCCCAUACCCUGUUCAAAGGCACUUACAUUUUGUGUCUUGCCCAUUCACCCUCUGAAUGGCACACAUACACAAUCCAUGUCUCAAUUUUCUAAAUUUUCUUUAACCUGUCUCCUCCCCUUCAUCUACACUGAUUAAAGUGAAUUUAACAAGUGCCAUCAAUAAGGGAUCAUAGCUUUCACUUAAUUUCUUAAUUUUUUCAUUAUGUGUGUAUUGUUUUGUAUUGCUAGGUAUUACUGCGCUGUUGGAGCUAGAAAACAAGCAUUUCCUUGGACUUGGGAUAACAUCUGGAAAUCUGCGUUCAUGACUUUGAUUUGAUUUGAUUCCCAUAACAAUAGAGCAGGGGAUUGAAAUAUACAGCCUGCGCGGGGGUCCAAUCCAGCCCGCGGGUGGUUUGAGUAAAAGAUAAACGGUAUACUUUAAAAAGUCUAAAAUCAAAUGAAAACUGUGUAGAAAUGAUAAUGGACCUACAUUUAUGCAGUUUCUUGACUGUGUCCAGCUCGCUAAUAAUUACCUAAAUAAAAGCUAGACAGUCAAUGAGCAUCGGAAAUUCAAAAAAACGAUGGAAAGAGGAAAAAAUAAAUGCCAAUUUUGCCAGCGAGGAAAUAUAACACAUUUUCAGUGCAGCCCUUCCGGAUCUCGUUGAAGAUCGAAUGCGUUCCCAGGGGAAAAGUUAGUUUGACACCCCUUCCAUAGAGCAAGCUGGGGAGUUAUAUCAAUUCACAUAACACUAGAGCAAGCUGGCAACAUAGCCAGGCAGCCACUUGGACAUGGCCACUCAACUUCCUGUAUUAGUUCUCCCUCCUCUGUCAACUCCUUCUCUGUAACCAAACACAACUAUAUCUGCAGUGAGCACGAUCAUGAUGAUCAUUGCUAGACAAAUGACAGAGGGAAGCACAGAGCUGGUUUUAUGAAGCCACAGCACUUGUAACAGGUGGGCAAUUACAUUAGUCGUCCAUCUGAGCAGCCGAAACAGAGACGUGGACCGGCAGCCAUGUUUAAAAGCCUUCUAAUCAUCAUGUGAGACCAUUUAGACACAGCCUGUAAGUCAGGGGGCUGUACAUCAAAGGAAAUGUAACAAGGUUUCUGAGAUGGGCUUUGGUCAACUGGUCCGGUACUUGAGAUACCUAACGACGUUAGCCAUUUGGAACUCAGGAGCUCUCAAGAGCUUUAAUAUUAAACCCAGUUGGUCUCAACCCAAGACGACCUCCAAAUUCUGGCUCAAUGUGUGACCGACUGGGUUUAAACCUGCUACAGGACUGUGUUAGCCGCUGAGCUAAAGCCUAGGCCUCAUGCAUGGUUCACCAAACCACUUCCAUUACAUAUAUGAUGCUUUUUCAUCUGUGUAGUAUACAGGCAAAACAUAGCCUAUUUAUUACUUAGGCUAUUUAUAACAACAUUGUAAGAUAUUUGAGAAUCAUGAUUAAGAUUGAGAGAAUGAGGUUGGACCUAGAGCUAGACCAUAAAUACAGUAGGAAGAUCAGCAGCGUGUCUCUGGACUGUCGGUCAAUAGAGGGCCUACUGUGCACCUUUAUAAAAUAACAUGUUAACACACUAUUAACAACAACAUAACAAACACAAGCAGUUGACGUCAAGCCAACCAGAACUUUUCAGAUUCAUUGUGUAAACAUAGUGAUGGUUACCAUAGUGACCUUAUGGUAUUGUAUACGUGUAUAUUGUAUUGUUCAAAUCACAGGAGUAGAAUACCAUACGUUGACGUUCUGCUCUCCUGAGAGAGUUUUAAACACACACUCACACACACCAGUAUUGCUUUAUGGGAAAGGUCAUGGGUUCAUUUCAGUUUUUAUGUAACUCUACACUCUUAGAAAAACUUAAGGGGUUCCAUAUAUGAAGCAAGCAUAGAACCCUUUUUGGUUCUAUCCAGAGCCUUUUUUCUAGGAGGUCAAGAGGUCAAAGAAACGUAAUUCUUCGUAUACAUUUUACUUAAAAUAUAUAUGUAUUUUUGUCCUUCUUUCCUGUAUCUCUACUCAGUGACAUUUAGAUUUUUCAACUGAAUGAAUCAACAAUAGUUGGAUCCUUCUCAGGUAUAAUGUUAUUAUGUUUUCAGAGAGCAGCAUAGCUAGCAGUGUGCUGUUAGCCAGAGACAGCAGCCUUCAUAACCCCUGAUCAUGUGGAUUACACACCUUGAUACAUUAAAUAUUAAUAAUAUCUCUCUCAUCGUCUUGUUAGUAACCUCUGUUUAACAUGCACAUAGCUGAUAGAUCGUUUUUUUAAUAAUUCAUGGAUAACCAUCAAAUUAAUAACUUCUGUGUAUUUGUAUUGAGUGGUGUUUUUUCUUGAGGGGUAAACUAACUCUUUUGACUUACAGGCUACAUUCCCAUAUGCUCGUUGUUUUAGUUGAUGAGUUGAGUUGUGAAGAUGACCAGCCCUUCAUCGAUUGUCUAACAAAUACCAAAACAAUAUGGAUGAACAUACGCCUGUGUGAGGGUUACUUGUUCCUCAAAGCCAUAUAUAAUUGGCAGAAUUCUCAUCUCAGAAUGCACAUUUUUAUAAAGAUUCCAGUCUCGUCUCCAUCCACUAAGAAUAGUCUCUUCUUUCCCCUUGCCUUUGCCUAGCUAUGGGCCAGUACAAGCUUCUGUUCUCUGUGUUAGGCCCAUUUAUCGCUGCACCAGCUUUAACAUCUGCUAAACUGUGUACGUGACCCAAAGCCUUUUAUUUAAUUUGUUCUAUUGUCCCACAAUACUAACAUACUCUUUAGAUACUUUUAAAAAAGUUGUAAUAUUCCAGGAACAAUACCAUUCCUUACUCAACAGCGUAUAGAUAUACAACUCACAACAGCAUGUAGUAACCUAACAAACGGACUGCAGAGGACUAACAGUACAUUAUUCUGGUUUAUUACUCAGGUAACUAGAUUUGCAGUCAUCUAGCGAGGUCUAAAGUUCUGUUGAUGUUCCCUAGUCUCCGUAAAGUGGAUCCGGUGGUGGAAUUAGAUUGUCGGUAAGAAAUUCACUGUCUCCCUAGUAUAUUAAAUACUUGUCCCCUGACUGUUGUAAGCAUCGCUCUUCUAAUGUCCAUAAUUGGUCAUUAAAUCCAUUGCAGAACAUGUAGAGCUACUUAUGUGCUAUUCUAUAAUGUAAACUAUGCAAUGAUCAGUGUAAUAUGAGAGGCAAUGCCUGAUUGAAUGGUUGUAAUAUAUUUUCUCAUUUUAGAAACAGUAAGGCUGUGUUCUAAUGGUUUUAAUAGAGUUUUCUGCUCUGUGGUGAUUUGUGAAUGAGCUAAACAUCAAUUCACUCUCUCCAUACUUCAGUCAAUUACUGAAGCAGCCUAUUUUCUGUGCUAGAGUUUGUAUACAUGUUUAACAAGGUGUUAGUGUGUAAUUUGUAUGGGAUCUGUGUGGUUUUAGGAUCCAGUGGAUGAAGUCUACAUCUCUGUGUGGUUUUAGGAUACAGUGGAUGAAGUCUACUUCUCUGUAUGGUUUUAGGAUCCAGUGGAUGAAGUCUUCUUCUCUGUGUGGUUUUAGGAUCCAGUGGAUGAAGUUGACUUCUCUGUGUGGUUUAACCCUCCCGUUGUCCUAGGGUCAAAAUGACCCACCACUGUGUUGAACCAACUUUAUUUAAUUUUUAUAUUUUUUGGAUCAUUUGGAGAAGGAGGCAGUGAUACUUUCUUUAAAGUCUCACUGCCUCCUUCUCACAAAUGAUCCCAAAAAUAUAAAAAUUAAAUAAAGUUGGUUCAACACAGUGGCGGGUCAUUUUGACCCUAGGACAACGGGAGGGUUUAGGAUCCAGUGGAUGAAGUUGACUUCUCUGUGUGGUUUAAGGAUCCAGUGGAUGAAGUUGACUUCUCUGUGUGGUUUUAGGAUCCAGUGGAUGAAGUCUACUUCUCUGUAUGGUUUUGUCAGGAUCUGGAGCAGCGGAGGAGGGUUAUGGAGGAGAGUGUGUGUAGUCUACAUUCUGAAAACCAGGACCUGAAGACUGACAUGGACUCCCUGGACCUAAGUCAUAAUGUCUCUCUUUCUUUCUCUCUUUCUGUGUCCUCCCAGCUGUCUCUCACCCUCAUUGUCUCUCCAUCUUCCUCUCUCACUCCUAUCCCUCUCUUUAAAAACAAACACUAUAUAAACGCUCAUUUUCCUCCACUGAACAUAGUUGCGUGUGUGUGUUAGUGUGUGUUAAUUCCCUCUGAUUGGCCCUGCCCAGGGGGCAGCAAGGGGCAGUCCAGAGAUCACUGAGGGAUCAAGGGAGAUUAGAGCAGAUCAUUAGGGAUCAGUCAAUCACACUUUGAUUUGUUGAUGUUGACCACUGAUCACUCCCACUUUCUCACCCCAGAAUUCCCUAUCCCCAUCCCAUCCUAAUUCCCAUCCCCAUCCCCUCCCCAUCCCCUCCCCAUCCCCAUCCCCAUCCCCAUCCCCAUCCCCAUCCCAUCCCAUCCCAUCCCCAUCCCCAUUCCCAUUCCCCAUCCCCUUCCCCAUCCCCAUCCCCAUCCCCUUCCCCAUCCCCAUCCCCUUCCCCAUCCCCUUCCCCAUCCCCAUCCCCUUCCCCUUCCCCUUCCCCUUCCCCAUCUCCAUCCCCAUCCCAAUCCCCAUCCCCAUCCCCAUCCCCAUCCCCAUCCCCAUCCCAUCCCCUCCCAUCCCAUUCCCAUCCCAUUCCCAUCCCAAUCCCCAUCCCCCAUCCCCAUCCCAUCCCCACCCCACCCCCACCCCCCCAUCCCCAUCCCCAAUCCCCAUCCCCUCCCCAUCCCCCAUCCCCACCCCCAUCCCCCAUCCCCACCCCCCAUCCCAAAUUCCCAUCCCCCAUCCCCAUCCCCAUCCCUCCCCAUCCCAUCCCAUUCCCACCCCCAUCCCAUUCCCAUCCCCAUCCCUUUCCCCCACCCCCCUUCCCAUCCCCAUCCCUUCCCAUCCCCAUCCCAUUCCCCUUCCCCUUCCCCUUCCCCAUCUCCCUCCCCAUCCCAUCCCCAUCCCCAUCCCAUCCCCUUCCCCUCCCCUUCCCCAUCCCCACCCCCUUUCCCCCUUCCCCCCCCUUCCCCUUCCCCAUCCCCCCAAAUUUUCCCCAUCCCAAUCCCCACCCCCCUCCCAAUCCCCCAUCCCCAUCCCCCAUCCCAUUCCCAUCCCAUUCCCCCCCACCCCAUCCCAUCCCCAAUCCCCAUCCCCAUCCCCAUCUCCAUCCCCAUCCCCAUCCCCAUCCCAUCCCCAUCCCCAUCCCCAUCCCCAUUCCCAUCCCCAUCCCCAUCAACUCUGUAGAUCCCAUAGAUCAUAUUAGUCCCUGGCACCAGCCAUCCAUAGAGUAA